AUGGGGGAGAUCUCUGCACAGGUACACCCCAUCCUGCAACAGGCCCAGGGUGGGGUGUACCUGGGCCUGUUGCAGGACGGGGUGUACCUGCAGGAUUGGGUGUACCCUCACUCCUUGCUCCUCGGAUUGGUCCCUCGCUCCUCGCCCUCGUCCCUCGCUCCGCGCUCACUCGCUCCACGCCCCUCGCCCCUCACGCCCCCUCGCCCCUCCUCGCUCGCCACUCGCCCCUCACCCCUUGAACCUCGACCCUCGCUCCUCGAUCCUCGCUCCUUGCCCCUCGAUCCCGCCCCUCGCCCGACCCUCGCUCCUUGCUCCUCGUCCCUCGCUCCUCGCCCCUCGUCCGUCGUCCCUCGCCCCUCGCUCCUAGUCCCUCGCCCUUGCCCUCGUCCGUCGUCCCUCGCCCCUCGACCCUCGAUCCUCGACCCUCACUCCUCGAUCCUAGUCCCUCGCCCCUCCCCCCUCGAUCCUCGCUCCUUGCUCCUUGUCCCUCGCUACUCUCCCCCUCGCCCCUCGCUCCUAGUCCCUCGGCCCUCGAUCCUCGCUCCUCGACCCUCGCCCCUUUCCCUCGACCCUCGCUCCUCACUCCUCGACCCUCGCACCUCGUCCCUACUCCCUCACCCCUCGAUCCUCGAUCCUCGCCCCUCGCCUCUCGCCCCUCGACCCUCGCUCCUCGCCCCUAGUCCCUCGCCCCUAAUCCCUCGCCCCACGAUCCUCGCUCCUCGUCCCUCGCUGCUCGUCCCUAGUCCUCGCCCCUGCUCCUCGCCCCCGCGUUCAGAGCUCUACUGA
This is a messenger RNA of Oncorhynchus keta (chum salmon), 786 nucleotides long. RefSeq lists its product as uncharacterized. The record is from RefSeq and is a predicted model, not a curated record. The transcript has 3 exons. NCBI's taxonomy places the organism in Eukaryota, Metazoa, Chordata, Actinopteri, Salmoniformes, Salmonidae. The coding region runs from base 1 to 786 and encodes 261 amino acids.